Molecule: messenger RNA, 738 nt
Organism: Seminavis robusta
Lineage: Eukaryota; Bacillariophyta; Bacillariophyceae; Naviculales; Naviculaceae
Source: the annotation of a GenBank genome assembly
AUGUCUACCUUUCCCACCAUCGAAGCAACCGAGUUGGAUCUUUCUCUCAACCUCAACGAUGGCGGUAGAUCCUUUCGUCUGAGCUUCCAAGCCGUCGGCAAGUUCAAGCUUUCUCUGAUGGAGACAACCAAUGAGACGACUACUGAGUCUCUUCCAGAGACGACCAACAAGUCUCAAAGCAAGAAGGACGACUGGGAAGAUGACAGCAAAGUGAGCUCCGAUUCCGAUUCCGAUUCCGAUUCCGAUUCCAAUCGUUUGUCGAGUGUUGCUGAAAGUGACUCUGAAACCGACUCUGACUCCGACCCGUGCAUCUUCAGCAACAAGAAGAAGCUAGCCAUCAAGAAAGCUGCCAUCAAGAAAGAUGCCAAGCCAGCCGCUCGCACUACCAAGGUCAAGAAAGAGGUUGUUGAAAUUGACGACUCGCCUCCCAAGAAAGUCAAAGCUCCUCCCAUCAAGCGAGCACCCGUCAAGGCAGCUGCCAAAGCACCCGUCAAAUCAGCAGUCAAAGCACCCGUCAAACCAGCAGCCAAGGCCACUCGUACCACCACCAGAAACCGAAACCUCCGCCGUGGUCAAUAUGCUACCAGCUUGGUCGAUGAUGGAGAUGGCUUGCCCGAAGUUCCCGCUUCCCAAGAGUUCUGGUGAUGAAGCCUUGCACAAUCAGUAGCAGAUCUAUUAACCCAAGUCACAGCGGCGUAUCAUGUAGCAGGUGACCAACCAGAGUAAGAUUAUAGCAUC